Molecule: messenger RNA, 551 nt
Organism: Megalops cyprinoides (Indo-Pacific tarpon)
Lineage: Eukaryota; Metazoa; Chordata; Actinopteri; Elopiformes; Megalopidae
Product: C-C motif chemokine 20-like
Exons: 4
Coding region: 142-483 (113 amino acids)
Biological process (GO): cellular response to tumor necrosis factor; chemokine-mediated signaling pathway; positive regulation of GTPase activity
Cellular component (GO): extracellular region
Molecular function (GO): chemokine activity; CCR chemokine receptor binding
Source: RefSeq, a predicted model, not a curated record
AUGUUUUCUAUAAAGAGCCAAGAGCCUCCAUUCAGCUUGCUGAGUCCAGAGCAGCACUAGAGAGAGAACAGACAGCAGGAAAGGGUCCCUCACCUUGCGCACAAGAAACUGACCUCAGAACAGCGACAUCACAACGCAGCCAUGGCUCCACGCAUCUCUACCCUCUGCUUCUGUUUACUUUUCCUCUACUGCUGUUGCCUGACUCAGGGAGAGUUGGUGCUGGACUGUUGCCUGAAGGUCAGCGACAAAGAGAUACCCAAGAGUGUCAUUAAGGGAUACCACCAUCAGGUCAAGGGUCAAGGAUGUGACAUCAGUGCUACCAUCUUCACAAGCAAGCGCGGGCUCAAGCUGUGUGCUCCCGUUGCCUUGACUGUGGAGUGGGUGCAGACCCUCAUCACCUUCCAUGACAACAAGAUGAAGUGGUGCAGCAACAGGAAGUUCCGGCCAAAGAGCUGCAAUGGCUUGAAGGCUGAAAAUAACUGAGCCAAACUGCUUGAACUGGGAACAGAAAAUGCAGAAGAAGAACAAAACUAAAUGCCCAUGCCCAUCCU